CGCUCGGUGGUCGCGUUACUGCCGCUGCGCCGCCUCGCAUGACGCUCCCGUUAUCUCUACCGGAGCUCGCCGGAGCUGGGCGUGAAUGAAACCGGCGCGCCCGAAGGAGGACCGGCGCAGAGCGGCCCCGGGGUUUCAGCGUUGCGUCCCCGCAGACCAGAGGUGGGCAACAACAACACAACCGACCGGGAUCCGAAUGCCAUCUCUGUCGGAGCAGCUGCAGGAGGUGCGGAGUCGGACUGAAGUGUGUCUGUACUCCGGCGGCAGGGUGGUGGAGGUGCGGGUCGGGGUGAUGGCGAUGGCAAAUCUGCCCUUGCCGCCCUGCUCCAAAUACUGCCACAUCACCGCGGAAACCAUGGUGAUGGAAAACAGCUUGGGCAGCAACAGGAAGGAGACUCUGGCAUCUCUCCAGCACUUGUCGACAGCGUUGAACAUCCUGGAGAAGUAUGGCUGUAAUUUGACAAAUCCCAACAGGCCAAAGUACUGGAGGACUGUGAAGCACAACAACCCUGUGUUCAGGGCCACCGUCGACGCCAUUCAGGGAGGACGAGCAGUGCUCUGUCUCUAUGGCUACUCCAAUCAGCAGCCAGAUGGGCUCAGCUUCCCCGAUGAUGUCAUGGAUCCUAACGUGGGCUGCGUUGCUGCGGUGACGCUAGAAGUGAUGAGUCUGAGGAUGGAGCUCGAAAUGCUUAUUAAGGAGGCUCAUCCCCACCCUGAGUUCUACGAGAGAAUCAUUCCCACACUGAGACACAAGGAUGUGGGUCUCAACACCGAUGCUGUGAUCUGCCACUUCUCCCCGACGCCCCCGUGCCACUCAGGCGGCCAGACCAAGUCUCUGGCCUUCCCCCUCCACCAUCACUCCUCCAGGGAGAGCGGCCGUGGCCUCUCCCUGUCCUCCAACCACCAAGGUCUCAAGUCCAUUCAGGUCUUGCCCACCUCCUCGAACAAGCACCCAGAGAACUGCACUAUCUGUGGGAUUUUCCGCAUCUCUGCCCACUGCCUCACCUGCCUCCAGGGGCUCUGCUCAGAGUGUGACCGGCUGUACCACUCCUACCCCGAGAGGGCCAACCACCGGCGAACAGCCGUCUCGUCAUCGUCAUUGUCGUCGUCGUCGUCGUCAUCGUCGACGACCUCGUCCCAGAACAAGAGGAGUCAAAGUUCUUCCACCUGGCGUUGCCUUCACUGCACCAAAGUCAACUCCCUGCAGGAUGUGCUGUGUGAGGAGUGUGAGCGGCCUCGGCUGGAGCUGAGCAGCUCCAAAGCAGAUGAAUCUCAGCCCGCCACCAUCACUGAGUGGAAGUGUAAAAGCUGCACCAUGGUGAACGCAGCCAGCAGUAUUCUGUGCAACGUGUGUGAGAGACCUCGUCUGGCCACGCGACCUCCAGUGACCCCGUCACACCCGCCCAUCACCCCCCCCAGACCUCCAGCACCAGUACUGGGCAUGCCCGGUGACCCUGACAGCCAGUGGGUGUGUCAGUUCUGCACCUAUCUGAACUACUCUCCCGCUACGGUGUGUGAGAUGUGUGACCUGGCUCGCCCGGAGCCGGCCCCCCUGCCCACGAAGCUCCGCCCCCCCUCCCCCGUCCGACGGGUCCCGGCGCUGCCGAUCAAACCCAAACAGCCCGCCCCCGAAGACCUGGACUCCUGGAGGCAGAGGCUGAUGAAGGACGAGGGACUGAAGCUCAUUCAGCUGAUCAGAGACGGGGAGAAGAAAGGAGUGAGUCCAGAGGAGGUGUACACCAGCAGGACGGUCGCGGGCCACAGCAGCACCCUGCCGUGCAAGUGGUUGAAGACGGAGCUCCCUCUGCUGCUGGACCAGAUCAGCACGGCGGCGGCGGCCCUUCAGUCCGCCUGCGAGCGCACAAGCAGGCCGCGUGAAGCUCCCGCCGAGGACGCCGGGAAAGAAGCGGAGACGACCGCGAGCGCCGUCCAGCUGUCCAGAGCGGAGGCCAAGCAGGCCUGGCUGGCAGCAGCGGGCGCCACCGAGCGAGCCGCCAGGCAAGCUCUGAGGGACCGACUCGCCAAGGUGAAGGAGCUGUGUGCGCUGGGCUUCAGCGACGAGGCCCGCUGCCACGAGGUGUUGAGGCAGAGCGGCGGGGAGGUGAGGGGGGCUCUGGCCCUGCUGCAGAGGCCGCUGCUGGAGCCUUUCCACAAGCACAUCUGGAGUGACAAGCCUGAGCCGGCCGUGGACAUCCAUCACCCGGACAAACAGCGCAUAUGCCGGCGGUUACUCGCGGUGUACGACCUCCCCAGCUGGGGCCGCUGUGAGCUGGCGUUGUCGCUGCUCCUGGAGCACAGCGCCCCCUACUCACUGGAGGACGUGGUGCAGGCUGUGCGAGAGUCCCACGACCGGGAGUUCAUCAAGCGAGUGCUGGCUAAAGAGUGUCCCAUCUGCCUCUCCGUCUUCCCCCACAGCAAGAUGCAGUCUCUGACGUCGUGCCAGUGCUCCGUGUGCUGCGGCUGCUUCCAGCAGCACUUCACCAUCGCUGUGAGGGACAAACACAUCAGAGACAUGGUGUGUCCGGUCUGCUGGGAGCCGGACAUCAACGACCCCGAACACCUCAACAGCUACUUCUCCACCCUGGACAUCCAGCUGCGAGAGUGUCUGGAGCCUGAAGUCUACGAGCUGUUCCACAAGAAGCUGACGGAGCAGGCGCUCAUCAAGGACCCCAAGUUCCUCUGGUGCUGCCAUUGUUCGUAUGGGUUCAUCUAUGAUGGAGACCAGCUUAAAGUCACCUGUUUUCAGUGCCGCAACAGUUUCUGUGCUCAGUGUAAAAAGCCUUGGGAGUGCCAGCAUGCAGGUCUGUCAUGUGACCAGUACCAGUCCUGGAAGAGAGAGAACGAUCCGGAGUACCAGAGGCAGGGCCUGGCCGGAUACCUGCGAGACAAUGGCAUCACCUGUCCUAACUGUCGUUUCCAGUAUGCUCUGUCUAAAGGAGGCUGUAUGCACUUCUGCUGCUCUCAGUGUCGUUACCAGUUCUGCAGCGGCUGCAACAAUCCCUUCCACACGACGUGUGCGGUGGACGAGUGCAGUGUGUCUGGACUACACGCCCAUCAUCCCAGAGACUGCCUCUUCUACCUGAGAGACUGGGAACCCAGCAGACUGCAGGCUCUACUACAGAAUAACGGCGUGGCCUUCAACACUGAACCGCCUCCUGGAACACAGACGGGUCUGUGUGGCGUCGUGGAGCAGAAGGAUGAGGGCGGCCAGCAGCCGGACUCGGCCUGCGGGGCUCAGACCCAGCCCGGACACGCCGAACUGUGCGAGAAGCAUUACCGGGAGUACCUGGUCAGCCUGAUCAACAGCCACUCCAUCGACCCCGCCCGCCUCUUCAGCUCCAACGAGCUGCUGCUGGCCUGCAGGAGGUACAAGGUGGAGGACGGCCGGCGGGACGGGGAGGACAGCGCCACCUACUGCAGCCAGCUGCUCCAGAAACUGAUGGAUGAAGUGCCGCUCGGCGACAAGGUGCCACGCAAGAAGUAACGGAUCACUUCCUGUUUCCUGCAUGCUGACUUUUCAACUCAGCUGAAAGACACUGAAGCGGCAGCAGCUUCCUUUGUGUUGUGGGUCUGUAAAUAUGAACUUGUGUUCCACUGAUCUCUGAAGCUCUGACUGGAUGCUGUUGGUUAACUGAUCCAGCGCUGAGCUCCAGAAAAUGGCAGAUUAAUUCAUAAAGGACAAGAAGAAGACCAGGAGAUAUGCAGCUGAAAUUCAUUUUUAAAAGACAGUUAACAAUUAAAUAAACAGCAAAAAGUGGAGAUGAUAUAUUUUUUACGAAGGUAUUCUGACCAACAUCAAUUUGGCAAUGUUUUGAUUUACUGGGAGCUAAAUCGGUGAAAUCAGUGAGAUCAGUGUCCAACUAGAUGUGACACCUAUCAUGGAACUCUAAAUCUCUCCUUUGAUCUUCAUUACUCUUCACUCUAUUGUAAAAUCUGCAUAUUUUGUCAGUACAUUUCUUUUUCUGAGGAUGGAGCAAGUCAUGACCCGCCUCCCUCUGCUUCUGAUUGGCUCGUAGCAACAUGUGUUGGGUGAGGUCAAAGUUGCUCUGGAACAAAGAUGACGUAUUACACUGUCCACUUCCUGUCCUGAAGUGGGCGUGGCCUUGGCCCCUCGUCUUGUUUGGGGGCGUUGUGUGACUGGACUAAAGCAGUAGUGGGUUAGUGUAAGAAUAUCAAGCGCAAGCCAAUCAGAAGCCGAGGGGGGCGGGUCCUGCAUCCUGUAGACAUGGACAGCAGCACGACCAAUCAGACGUCGUUUACAUCGGAUCCUCACAAACUGAAUCCGCUCCGGAGCCAUGCGGCACACGGUUACCGUGCCAACCCCCCCCCCCACCACCACCCUACCACGGUUAAAAGUGAACCAGCAAUGUGACCCCACUCACUCCAGGAUGGACGCCCCCAGGUCUCCAUUACGUUUCAUGGAAUGUGUCAAACUGAAUAAUCUUGACAUGUUCUAACCCGACACGCGUUGUAUCGACGGAUUCACAGGAGACGCUCGUCGUUGCGUUCGUGGUUGCAAAGCGGAUCGUUUGAUUGGGCGAAUGUGAACUCGCGUAGGACGGGUUUGUCACCUGAAGAAGAUGUAAAAAAGUAAAAAGGAAUAUUUGUUUCGGGAGUUUUUCUUCUUGAAUACUUUGAGUGGUCGAGCUGAGAGAUGAACCAGAAGUGUAAACCCCCCCGCCGGCGUGCAUGAGGUGGUUCCGUCCUCUGAAUAAACGCUCUUUGUGGCCACCCCCCCCCCCC
Pseudoliparis swirei is the source of this 4743-nucleotide messenger RNA. RefSeq names its product E3 ubiquitin-protein ligase RNF31. Gene Ontology annotation, cellular component: LUBAC complex. Gene Ontology annotation, biological process: protein linear polyubiquitination. The transcript has 24 exons. NCBI's taxonomy places the organism in Eukaryota, Metazoa, Chordata, Actinopteri, Perciformes, Liparidae. Gene Ontology annotation, molecular function: linear polyubiquitin binding; K48-linked polyubiquitin modification-dependent protein binding; ubiquitin protein ligase activity. Bases 86 to 3484 code for a protein of 1132 amino acids. The record is from RefSeq and is a predicted model, not a curated record.